Hordeum vulgare subsp. vulgare (domesticated barley) is the source of this 862-nucleotide messenger RNA. RefSeq lists its product as uncharacterized. The coding region runs from base 211 to 615 and encodes 134 amino acids. Lineage: Eukaryota; Viridiplantae; Streptophyta; Magnoliopsida; Poales; Poaceae. The record is from RefSeq and is a predicted model, not a curated record. The transcript is spliced from 2 exons.
GCGAUAGUUUCUCCUUUCCACCACUCUGCUCGUUUCUUGGGCCUUCUUCCCGGCCAGACGGUCCAGAUCAGGCCACGUUGCGCACCCAUAGCUAAAUCCAGGUUCUCCGGUCUUCACCGUCGCCGAAUCAGCCGCUUCCCGCAUCUGUCGAUCUCCCCUGCUCCCACCCUCCCCCUUCCCGUCGGGCCGUAGCCACCGCACCGUCCCCCGAUGGCCGCCUCCGCCGCCGGCGCCGGCAAGUCACUGAUCCAGACAUUCCGCAAAUUCUUCAAGAAGCCGUGGGAGAUCACCGGCCCGUGCUCCUCGCCCGAGUACCGCAGCGCGCUCCCGGGUGCGCUCGAGUACCGUCAAACCUGCCCGGCCACCCUUCGCGAGAACGACCCCAAGGCCGUCAUCCCCACCUCCGACCCGGAGACCGUGUUCGACAUCAAGUACUACCCGCGCGACUGCCGCCGCAACCGCCCGCCCGUCCGCCGCACCCUCCUCCGCAAGCCCGACCUCGAGCGCUACAUGGCCGCCAAGCAGUUCGACCCCGCCAAGGACUUCCCUGUCCCCUACGUCAUGUCUGCCGUCGAGGAGGACUACAACGCCGUCGGCGGCGGCUACACCAAGUGAUCCAGGUUUUGUGGGCACCCUGCAGCAGAAGCUGCACUAGCUUCAUUUCCGCUCUUCCUUGGAAGUCUCUUUCUCUUUUGUUUCGGAGAAAAUUGUCUGGUUGUAAAAGAUGAUGUUGGCAAUAAUGUGGCACUUGUGGAGUAAACCGGAUGCACCUACCUUGUAAGUUGUGUUCCAGAAGUCAACCAGCCUAAUGCUGAUCUUUGAUUUAAUGAAAUUUAUGAAAAACUCAAAUCUAUUGCUGGAA